AACAAAAUAUAUCUAAUGAAGAAUGCAUUGGAAGGAAGUCCAGUUGAGUUCAAGGUUGAUUUCUCCCAGGCAGUCACAGAAGAACUUAUUAGACAACGGGCAGAGCAUAACAACUGUGAAAUCUUUUCCUUGGAAGAGAUUUCAUUACACCAACAAAAUAUAGAGAAACUGGAGCAUAUUGACAAAUGGUGCCGGGAUUUAAAAAUUCUUUAUCUUCAAAACAACUUGAUUCCCAGAAUUGAAAAUGUGAGCAAACUGAAGAAGCUUGAAUAUUUAAAUUUGGCUUUGAACAACAUUGAACAAAUUGAAAAUUUGGAAGGUUGUGAGGAUUUGCAGAAGCUUGAUCUGACAGUUAAUUUCAUUGGAAAAUUGUCCAGUAUUACCAUCUUGAAACACAAUAUACAUCUUAGGGAGCUCUUCCUCACAGGGAACCCUUGCACUGAUUUUGAAGGUUACAGACAGUUUGUGGUUGCCACCCUUCCUCAACUGAAAUUUCUAGAUUGUAGAGAGAUCGGACGCUCCGAGAGGCUUCAGGCUUUACAGAACUAUCCCGAGGUAAAGAAACAGAUCCAAGAACAGGAGCAGGCCUAUCUUCUUAAAAGGAGCAGGGAGAAAGAAGAGGCACUAAGGCAGAAGCAAGAAAAGGAGGAGAAGAAAAAGGAACGUAAUCCUGGAUUUGAUCGAUGGUGGUAUACAGAUAUCAACAGCACUGUCCCCUACUCCACGGAAGAGAAGGAAAACCACAAGGAGGAUGAGGAACGCAACAAAUACCAUAAAUUGUUGACAGAGGAAGAUGACGAAGAAGAGAGAGCUUUUUGGGAGGACCCUGUGCCUUAUACUCCAGAGGCUAGGUUAGAAGCCCACAAAUACGUUGAAGAAAAAAAGAAAGCAAAAGAAAAUAGUGUUCAAAAGAAGAAAGAGAAACCACCGAGGACUUUGAUCACCCCAGAAGGGAGAGUUCUGAAUGUGAAUGAACCCAAACUUCCUUUCUCCUUGAAAGAUGAUGAAGAAAACAAUCAAUUCAUCCUAGAUCUGGCUGUUUACAGACAUCUGGACACCUCUCUGCUUGAUGUUGAUGUCCAGCCUGCUUAUGUUCGAAUAAUGGUCAAGGGAAAGCCAUUUCAGCUUGUGCUCCCUGCAGAGGUGAAACCAGAUAGCAGCACUGCCAGAAGAUCUAAGACAACUGGACACUUAGUUAUCAGCCUACCAAAGGUUAAAGAAAUAAUCAUGGCUAACCCCAAAGUAUCUACUUCAGAGAAGCCCUCUAAUGCCAGUAAACUGCGAACAGACCUAAGAAGGCAGUUACUGGGGCUGGAAAACUCCUAGGCAGAUGGCUUUCCUGGCAUCUAGCAACUUGAGAUUGGCAGCUCAAAAUGCCUGUAGGGGGCUGGCUAGAUCUCUCGCUGCGGCUCUUGCCUCCGCUGGCCAACUGGAAGGUGGCCUUAGCCAGAGUUAUAGUGCACCAAGUAAGCAGAAGCAGCAUCACUUCAGUCUGUGUUUAAGAAAUGCAGCAAGGAACCGGAGAGAGGAGACACGGGUGGCAGAAGUAUGUCCUCGCCUUUUGCUAUUCUUAGACUUCAAGCUGUUCUGAUGAACCAUGAAUAGCACCUGGCUAUUUCCUUUUGGUGUCUUCCAUGCGGUCGUUUCUACCGAUGAAUAGCCCUCCAUAUAGAGGGAACAAGCUAUUGUGCAGCUCCACUGAGAAGCCAUCCAGGGGGAAAAUAUGAAAAACUGCAGCCUCUGCAAGGCUUCGUUUAUUGUUGCAUUUCGCUGUGAGCUGUUUGACUGGGAAGGGGCUCCAGAUGAACAAUCUGUACUUCCAAAUAAAAUUGGGCUGCCAACUAAUUAAGGCAUUUUUUGUUGAGUCAUCAUCUGUUUUUUAACCAGUAAUCAAUUAAAUCUUAUUUCCAAAAAGAGCUGGAAAUGUUAUGAUCCUUAUGGGUGCAUACCUGGAGCAUCUGUUAUGCACUCAUCUGGGCCAGAAGAAGGUACCAGAAGACUUGGGGUGACCUGGAGAUACCCAUUUCCCCCAAAAUCUGAAGGAAAAAACCAUCCUCCAAAACUGCCUAGUUUAGCUCAAUGGAGCGGAAUGUUUGCAGACAAAGGGCACAGCUCAUGGAAUUUAACGGCAAGGUGGGCUCAAACAAAAAGAGCAGGAGAUUUCUCACCUUGAAGAAUACUCCCUCAAGGCAGUCACAAUCCCUUCUGCUUCUACGGGGAGAAAGUGUCUAAAACUCUACAGUUUUCUCAGCAGCCAUUUUGCAUCUUUGUGUUUCUGAAAGGAAAAUGAUUUGUUACAUGUAAGCUCUUGGUGGGGCGGGGGGGUUAACCACCCAUCCCAAUAAUAUAAAAACAACUCUAUGUGUCUCAACUCUCCUAAGGAAUGCAGGGGAAAUCUGUUAAUCUGCUGAUCGUUAUAUGUGCGUAUACUCACACACAUACACACAAUAAACUCACAAAAUUCAUUUUCCUCUUUGCUCACUAAUCCUAAUUCGGAUGUUAUUCAUAUUGUGGCCAAAUAUUGUUAUAUAAUAUGCCAAAUGUGUAUAAAUGUAGUCUGAUUUUAUAUUAUUAUUAUUUUCUUAUUUGUUUUAUAUUGUUGUAUUGCUGGUCUACGACCGAAAUAAAGUUUUCCUUACUUACUUA
Molecule: messenger RNA, 2646 nt
Organism: Hemicordylus capensis (graceful crag lizard)
Lineage: Eukaryota; Metazoa; Chordata; Lepidosauria; Squamata; Cordylidae
Gene: DNAAF11
Product: dynein axonemal assembly factor 11
Exons: 12
Coding region: 16-1326 (436 amino acids)
Biological process (GO): outer dynein arm assembly
Cellular component (GO): cytoplasm
Molecular function (GO): protein binding
Source: RefSeq, a predicted model, not a curated record